UCAUUCUAUUAAAAAAAUAAAAUUGAGAAAAUCUGUCAUAAUAUGUCCAAAUUGACAUAUGAACAAAUUCACUCUGGAUACGCAACUCUCCUUUUCUAAAUAAUCAAAAGUUUAUUUCUAUUGUUUGCUUCAAAAUGGGUUUCGAUUACUACGGUAUAUUAGGCGUGAAGCGAUCUUGCAGUCAGUGGGAGGUAAAGCGCGCCUACCGCCGUCUGGCCCUCAAGUACAACCCCGAGAGACACGACAAUGACGAGAACAUGCAACGUAUCUUCGCUCUCAUAGCGGAGGCUUACGAGGUGCUGGUGAACCACAAGCACCGCGCCGUGUUCGACCAGUACGGGGAGGAGGGGCUCAAGCGCGGCGUGCCCGGCCCUACAGAGUACAUCCAGCCCUACACCUACCACGGAGAACCACUCAAAACCUACAGCGACUUUUUCGGAACCACUAACCCCUACGCAGACCUCCUGGACUACUAUGAAAACCCCCCGCCGAUGUUCGAGUCCCCUCUCGGCAAAGGCUACAAAGAGAAAGAUGCUACAAUAGUCCGACCGCUGGCGUUAUCACUGGAAGAGGUUUACAAAGGAGGCCUCAAAAAAAUGAAGAUCCAAAGACUGGUGUUCACAGACGAGACGUGCACAGAACUGAAGCUACGAGAGAAGGUUCUGUCGAUACCUAUUAAAGCGGGGAUAUAUCCUAACACGGAGGUGAGGUUCAAAGAAGAAGGGGAUCAGGGACCUACAAGGAUUCCCGCUGACGUCAUCUUCAUCACUGAAGACCGGCCGCACGACUCGUUUAUAAGGUCAGGCCUUAGCGACCUACUGCACGUCCGGACCAUAACUCUAAAGGAAGCGCUCUGCGGUUUCAUGGUCACACUCAAAACAUUAGACGAUAGGAUGUUAAGAAUCAAGGUGACGGACGUCGUGACCCCGACCUAUGAAAAGGUUAUAGAAGAAGAAGGUUUACCUGUACCGGCUUGUCCAUUAAAAGCAAAAGGAAACUUGAUUUUGAGAUUCAGAGUCGAGUUCCCGGAAUACUUGUCGAAAAAGAGUAAAAAGGCAUUCGAAGAUGCUUUCAAGGUCGCGGAAGAGGAAGACAAGAAGUUUGAUCAAUUACCUUGUGGGGUCAUGUCCGAGGAAUCUGAUGUUGAAUGAUUACAACUUAACAAUAUGACAUUUGCUUCCAUUUA
Molecule: messenger RNA, 1186 nt
Organism: Trichoplusia ni (cabbage looper)
Lineage: Eukaryota; Metazoa; Arthropoda; Insecta; Lepidoptera; Noctuidae
Product: dnaJ homolog subfamily B member 13-like
Exons: 1
Coding region: 135-1151 (338 amino acids)
Cellular component (GO): cytosol
Molecular function (GO): protein-folding chaperone binding
Source: RefSeq, a predicted model, not a curated record